Ambispora gerdemannii is the source of this 858-nucleotide messenger RNA. NCBI's taxonomy places the organism in Eukaryota, Fungi, Glomeromycota, Glomeromycetes, Archaeosporales, Ambisporaceae. The record is from the annotation of a GenBank genome assembly.
AUGGCUUUCUUCAAAACUAUUAAUACCCGCGCAGAGUACGAAGAGCUGUUGUCUUCAGCUCAUCCCAACAAAUUGGUGGUGGUUAACUUCCACGCUACCUGGUGUCCGUCGUGUCUUGCUAUAUCACCCGUUUAUCAAAAGCUUAGUACUCAGUAUAGGCACGUUGCUUUUGCGAGAGUUGAUGUCGAUGCUAACAAGGAGACGACACAACUUGCAGGGGUGACAUCAAUGCCAACUUUCAAGUUUUUUAAGGGAGGCAAUGAAAUUUUAGAGGUGAAAGGUGCAAAUCAAGGAGCUCUUGAAAGACAUGUAAAGCAAUAUGCAGGAACUCCAGAAGAGAGUGGCUAUUCAUUAUUAACUGUUCAAGGCCAUAGCGACAUUAACGAAUUCAUCACCUUAAACCAAAUUGACUGCCUUAAUCAACAAACAAGUCAUCACGUUCGGCAUAUUUUUACAAAAGACGACUCUUAUCUGGAAUCUGACGUUGAUGAACAACUAUUGAUAUCGAUUCCAUUCAACCAGUCUGUGAAACUUCAUUCACUAAAAAUUACAGCAAACGAUAUCGAACACGCGCCAAAGACAAUUAAACUUUACGUGAAUAGGAUCAAUUUUGGCUUUGAUGAAACUGAUUCUAUCGAGGAAACGCAAACGUUGGAAUUGACUGAAAAAGAUUACGAAGAGACUUCCGUAAUCCCGUUGAGAUUUGUCAAAUUCCAGGCUGUGACAAAUUUAGUGUUAUUCGUACAGGAUAAUCUUGGCGAUGAAGAUACAACAAUCAUCAAGAAUCUUGUGUUUAUAGGGUCUCCGGUUGAAACAACCAAGAUAGAAAAUCUUAAAAAGAUGGACGAAAGUUCUUGA